AUGGACGCCCUGUGCGGCUCCGGGGAGCUCGGCUCCAAGUUCUGGGACGCCAACCUGUCCUUGCAUACAGACACCCCGGACCUCACUCCCUGCUUCCAGAACUCCCUGCUGGCCUGGGUCCCCUGCAUCUACCUGUGGGCCGCCCUGCCCUGCUACCUGGUCUACCUGCGGCACCACCACCACGGCUACAUCGUCCUCUCCCACCUCUCCAGGCUCAAGACGGUCGUGGGCGUCCUGCUGUGGUGUGUCUCCUGGACUGACCUCUUCUACUCCUUCCAUGGCCUGGUCCACGGCUGGGCCCCCGCCCCCGUCUUCUUUGUCACCCCCUUGGUGGUGGGGGUCACCAUGCUGCUGGCCACCCUGCUGGUCCAGUACGAGCGGCUGCAGGGGGUGCAGUCCUCGGGGGUCCUCAUCAUCUUCUGGUUCCUGUGUGUGGUCUGCGCCAUCAUCCCCUUCCGCUCCAAGAUCCUCUCAGCCACGGUGGAGGGCAAGAUCUUGGACCCCUUUCGCUUCGCCACCUUCUACGUCUACUUCGCCCUGGUGUUCUGUGCCCUCAUCCUGUCCUGCUUCAGGGAGAAGCCACCGCUUUUCUCCCUGAAGAACGUGGAUCCUAACCCCUGCCCGGAGACGGACGCUGGCUUCCUCUCCCGCCUGUCCUUCUGGUGGUUCACAAAGCUGGCCAUCCUUGGCUACCGGCGCCCCCUGGAAGAACAGGACCUCUGGUCCCUGAACAAGGAGAAUCGCUCCGAGACGGUGGUGCAGAGACUGCUGGAGGCCUGGAAGAAGCAGCAAAAGCAGGCAGCACAACACAAGGCCGCAGCGGCAUCUGGGAAGACAGUGGCCAGUGAGGAUGAGGAGCUGCUGGGGGGCCGGCCAAGGCCCCGGAAGCCCUCCUUCCUGCGGGCCCUGCUGGUCACCUUCGGCCCCGGCUUCACCAUCAGCACAUGCUUCAUGCUGAUCCAGGACCUGCUCUCCUUCGUCAACCCGCAGCUGCUCAGCGUCCUGAUCAGAUUUAUUUCAAACCCCACGGCCCCCACCUGGUGGGGCUUCCUGGUGGCCGGGCUGAUGUUCGUGUGCUCCGUGAUGCAGACCCUGGUCUUGCACCAGUAUUACCACUGCAUCUUCGUGAUGGGGCUGAGGCUUCGCACGGGGAUCAUAGGGGUCAUCUACAGGAAGGCUCUGGUCAUCACCAAUUCCGUGAAACGUGAGUCCACGGUGGGAGAACUGGUCAACCUCAUGUCAGUGGAUGCCCAGCGUAUCACGGACAUUGCCCCCUUCCUCAACAUGCUGUGGUCAGGCCCUCUGCAGAUCGUCCUGGCCAUCUACUUCCUCUGGCAGAAACUGGGCCCCUCCAUCCUGGCUGGCGUCGCCCUCAUGGUCUUGCUGAUCCCAAUCAAUGGAGUUGUGGCCAUGAAGAUGCGCACCUUACAGGUGGAACAAAUGAAGUUCAAGGACUCGCGCAUCAAGCUGAUGAGCGAGAUCCUGGGAGGCAUCAAGGUGCUGAAGCUGUACGCCUGGGAGCCCAGCUUCCUGGAGCAGGUGGAGGGCAUCCGGCACAGGGAGCUGCGGCUGCUGCGCCAGGCUGCCUACCUCCACGCCAUCUCCAUCUUCACCUGGAUCUGCACCCCCUUCCUGGUGACCCUCAUCACCCUCGGGGUGUACGUGUCUUUGGGCCCAAACAACGUGCUGGAUGCCGAGAAGGCCUUUGUGUCCGUGUCUCUGUUCAAUAUCUUAAAGAACCCCCUCAGCAUGCUGCCCCAGCUCAUCAGCGGCCUGACCCAGACCAGCGUGUCUCUGAAACGGAUCCAGCAUUUCCUGACCCAAGAUGAACUUGACCCCCAGUGUGUGGAAAGAAAUACCAUCACCCCAGGCUAUGCAGUCACUAUAGACAAUGGCACCUUCACCUGGGCCCAGGACCUGCCCCCAACCCUGCACAGCAUCGACAUCCAGGUGCCCAAAGGGGCCCUGGUGGCCGUGGUAGGGCCCGUGGGCUGCGGAAAGUCUUCCCUGGUGUCCGCCCUCCUGGGAGAGAUGGAGAAGCUGGAAGGCAAGGUGCAUGUGAAGGGCUCCGUGGCCUACGUGCCCCAACAGGCCUGGAUCCAGAACUGCACGCUGCAGGACAAUGUGCUCUUCGGCCAAGCCCUGGACCCCAAGCGCUACCAGCGGACCCUGGAGGCCUGUGCCCUGCUAGCCGACCUGGAGGUGCUGCCUGGCGGGGACAAGACAGAGAUUGGAGAGAAGACGCGGGUGCUGGUGACCCACGGCAUCAGCUUCCUGCCCCAGACAGACUUCGUCGUCGUGCUCGCCGAUGGACAGGUGUCGGAGGUGGGCACGUACCCAGCCCUCCUGCAGCGCAACGGCUCCUUUGCCAACUUCCUGCACAACUACGCGCCGGAUGAGGGCGAGGAGUGUCUGGAGGAGAACAGCAGGACCGCAGCAGCCUUGGAGGAGGCGGACGAUGAGGAGGUGCUGCUGAUUGAAGACACGCUCAGCAGCCACACAGACCUGAUGGACAACGAGCCGGUCCUCUAUGAGGUCCAGAAGCAGUUUAUGAGACAGCUGAGUACCAUGUCCUCGGAGGGGGAGGGCCAGGGCCGGCCUGUGCCCCGGCGGCGCCUGGGGCCGGCAGAAAAGCUAGCGCAGGCGGCAGAGGCGAAGGCAAACGGGACGCUGAUUGAAGAGGAGAAGAUGGAGACGGGCAAGGUGAAGCUGAGCGUGUUCUGGGAUUACGCCCGGGCUGUGGGGCUCUGCACCACGCUGGUCAUCUGUCUGCUGUACGCGGGGCAAAGCGCAGCUGCCAUCGGCGCCAACAUGUGGCUCAGCGCCUGGACCAACGAGGCCACGGAGGAUGGCCGACGGAACAGCACUACCCAGAGGCUGGGUGUCUAUGCCACCUUGGGCAUUCUGCAAGGGCUCCUGGUGGUGCUGUCGUCCAUCAUGAUGGCCGUGGGCUGCGUCCGGGCUGCGCGCUUGCUCCACCAGACGCUGCUGCACAACAAGAUGCGCUCGCCGCAGUCCUUCUUCGACACCACCCCGUCCGGCCGCAUCCUCAACCGCUUCUCCAAGGACAUCUGUGUCAUCGACGAGGCCCUGGCCCCCACCAUCCUCAUGCUGCUGAGCUCCUUCUACACCUCCAUCUCCACCCUCGUGGUCAUCGUGGCCAGCACGCCGCUCUUCGCCGUGGUCACCCUGCCUCUGGCUGCCUUCUACAUCUUGGUGCAGCGCUUCUACGUGGCCACCUCGCGGCAGCUGAAGCGGCUGGAGUCUGUGAGCCGCUCGCCCGUGUACUCGCACUUCUCGGAGACGGUGACGGGCUCCAGCGUCAUCCGGGCCUACGGCCGCAGCCAGGCCUUUGAGGCCAUCAGCGAUGCCAAGGUGGACACCAACCAGAGGAGCUGCUACCCCAGCAUCUCCUCCAACAGGUGGCUGGGGGUCCGAGUGGAGUUCAUGGGGAACCUUGUCGUGUUCUUUGCUGCACUCUUCGCUGUGAUUGGGAGGAGCAGCCUGAGUCCGGGGAUGGUGGGCCUUUCUGUGUCCUACGCCCUACAGGUGACGUUUUCUCUGAACUGGAUGAUACGGAUGUUAUCAGACUUGGAGACGAAUAUUGUGGCUGUGGAGAGAGUCAAGGAGUACUCCAAGACGGAGACCGAGGCGCCCUGGGUGGUGGAGGGCAGCCGCCCUCCUGCAGGCUGGCCCACGAAGGGCGAGGUGGAGUUCCGGAAUUACUCCGUGCGCUACCGGCCCGGCCUGGACCUGGUGCUGAAGGACCUGAGUCUGCGCGUGCGCGGUGGCGAGAAGGUGGGAAUCGUGGGCCGCACGGGGGCUGGCAAGUCAUCCAUGACCCUCAGCCUGUUCCGCCUCCUGGAGGCCGCGGGGGGCGAAAUCCGCAUCGACGGGCUCAACGUGGCCGACAUCGGGCUCCAUGACCUGCGUUCUCAGCUGACCAUCAUCCCCCAGGACCCCAUCCUGUUCUCGGGGACCCUGCGUAUGAACCUAGACCCCUUCAGCAAUUCUUCGGAGGAAGACAUAUGGCGGGCCUUGGAGCUGUCCCAUCUGAAAUCAUUUGUGAGCUCGCAGCCCGCAGGCCUGAACUUCCAGUGCUCCGAGGGAGGGGAGAACCUCAGUGUGGGUCAGCGGCAGCUGGUGUGCCUGGCCCGAGCCCUUCUUCGCAAGAGCCGAAUCCUGGUGUUAGACGAGGCCACGGCCGCCAUCGAUCUGGAGACUGACGACCUCAUCCAGGCCACCAUCCGCACCCAGUUUGAGAGCUGCACAGUGCUGACCAUCGCGCACCGGCUCAACACCAUCAUGGACUACACCAGGGUCCUGGUCCUGGACAAAGGGACAGUGGCUGAAUUUGACUCUCCAACCAACCUCAUCGCAGCCAGAGGCAUCUUCUACGGGAUGGCCAGAGACGCUGGUCUUGCCUAA
Molecule: messenger RNA, 4428 nt
Organism: Pipistrellus nathusii (Nathusius's pipistrelle)
Lineage: Eukaryota; Metazoa; Chordata; Mammalia; Chiroptera; Vespertilionidae
Source: the annotation of a GenBank genome assembly